Messenger RNA from Varanus komodoensis (Komodo dragon), 744 nucleotides. Its product is annotated as homeobox protein EMX1-like. NCBI's taxonomy places the organism in Eukaryota, Metazoa, Chordata, Lepidosauria, Squamata, Varanidae. Gene Ontology annotation, biological process: brain development; regulation of DNA-templated transcription; central nervous system development. The record is from RefSeq and is a predicted model, not a curated record. Gene Ontology annotation, molecular function: DNA binding; DNA-binding transcription factor activity, RNA polymerase II-specific. The transcript is spliced from 3 exons. Bases 1 to 744 code for a protein of 247 amino acids.
AUGUUCCAGCCGGCGGCCGCGGCGGCCAAGCGCUGCUUCACCAUCGAGUCGCUGGUGGGCAAGGACAGCCACCCGCUGGCCGAGGAGCCCCUCCGGCCCGCCGCCGCCGCCCUCGGCUACCCGGCCAGCGCCGCCGUCGAGGCCUUCGCGCACGGCUUCCAGGGACCGGCCGCCGCCGCCGCCGCCGGGCGCUCGCUUUACGGAGGGCCCGAGCUGCUGUUCCCGGAGGCCGUGAGCCACCCGCCGGGCCUGGCCGUGCACCCGCCGCAGCUGGGCGCCUCGCACCUGCCGCCCUCGCCGCACCACCCCUUCCUCGGCGCGCAGCCCCGCGACCCGCUCAACUUCUACCCCUGGGUGCUGCGCAACCGCUUCUUCGGGCACCGCUUCCAAGGCAGCGAGGUGUCCCAGGAGAGCUUGCUUCUUCACGGCCCGUUUGCCCGGAAGCCCAAGCGGAUCCGGACAGCCUUCUCGCCCUCGCAGCUCCUGAGACUCGAGCGCGCCUUUGAGAAGAACCACUAUGUGGUGGGUGCCGAACGCAAACAACUGGCCAGCAGCCUCAGCCUCUCGGAGACCCAGGUGAAGGUCUGGUUUCAAAACAGGAGGACCAAAUACAAACGGCAGAAGUUGGAAGAGGAGGGCCCAGAGUCAGACCAGAAGAAGAAGGGGUCGCACCACAUCAACCGGUGGCGGAUCGCCACCAAGCAGUCCAGCGGGGAAGACAUCGACGUCACGUCCAACGACUAG